Molecule: messenger RNA, 1315 nt
Organism: Chinchilla lanigera (long-tailed chinchilla)
Lineage: Eukaryota; Metazoa; Chordata; Mammalia; Rodentia; Chinchillidae
Gene: Gtpbp8
Product: GTP-binding protein 8 (putative)
Exons: 6
Coding region: 32-901 (289 amino acids)
Cellular component (GO): mitochondrion
Molecular function (GO): GTP binding
Source: RefSeq, a predicted model, not a curated record
AGCAGUUUUGAGGGGCUUCUGGGAGAGAAACAUGGCGACGCCUAGUGCGAGACUUGCUGCGAGAAGGUUCUUUGAGAUGUCAGUGGCGCCGGGCCGCCUAAAUCGAACUUAUAGCACCUCCCACAGCUUUGCUAAAGUGCUACGGCUGCCGAAGAGACAGCUGAUGAAGCUAGUGUACCCACUGCAGGAACUGGAAGUGUACCUCGACCCGGACUCGAGGGCUGAUUUGCACCUAAGGAUUUUCGACCCUAGCCUGGAAGAGAUCGCGAGGGCGGAGAACGUCUUCGCUGCCGCUCCGAAGAACCGCAUCGAGUACCUCAGCUCUGCGGUCCACCUCAGCCACGCCCCGGGCUCCUCUCGGCCGGAAGUGUGUUUUAUAGGCAGAAGCAAUGUUGGAAAGUCCUCACUAAUAAAGGCUUUAUUUUCACUAGCCCCAGAAGUUGAAAUCAGAAUCUCCAAAACACCGGGGCACACAAAGAAAAUGAAUUUUUUCAAAGUUGGAAAAUAUUUCGUAUUGGUGGACAUGCCAGGUUACGGCUAUAGAGCACCUGAAGAUUUUGUUGACAUGGUAGAGACCUAUCUAAAAGAACGAAGGAAUUUGAAGAGAACAUUUUUACUAGUGGAUAGUGUUGUUGGAAUUACAGAAAAAGACAAAAUUGCCAUAGAAAUGUGUGAAGAAUUUGCAUUACCAUAUGUGAUGGUAUUAACAAAAAUUGAUAAAUCUUCCAAAGGACAUCUUUUAAAACAAAUACUUCAGAUCCAAAAAUUUGUUAACACAAAAACACAAGGAUGUUUUCCUCAGUUGUUUCCUGUAAGCGCUCUGACCUAUUCCGGAAUCGAUCUGUUGAAAUGCUUUAUAGUAAAUAUAACAGCAAAUCUUAACGGCUCCAACUUUAGAUGAAGUUUCAAAAUUCUUUUCACCAACUGGAGUUAAAUACCUAGAAGAAUUUUAGUAGUAUUUUAAAUGCUGUGUUUCUAAAAUUUGCACAGGGAUCACUAGAGCUUUAAGACCUGCAUCUUCCCAAAGCACGAUGAAUUUGUGCCUGGGAAGGGGGUGUAAGUAACUGAAUUAUGCUGUUCAUUGUAACAGAUACUAGUUGGCUUUCCUGUUUUAAUAAACUGACAAGAGCACACAAAAAGAAAACAAAACCUAUUACUACUAUGUAGAGAAAGGUUUGCCGUUUUAUUUAUUGGGCUUUUAACUUGAAAAUGUCUAUCAUUUUUUUUUUAAUAUUAAAAAGGACAAGUAAAAAGCUGUUUCUCUGUUAAACAGAUAGGUAAGUUGAAGAAUAAAAGCUCGUAUGUAUGCCUGUAA